Molecule: messenger RNA, 1162 nt
Organism: Pseudogymnoascus destructans
Lineage: Eukaryota; Fungi; Ascomycota; Leotiomycetes; Thelebolales; Thelebolaceae
Exons: 3
Coding region: 285-995 (236 amino acids)
Molecular function (GO): GTP binding; GTPase activity
Source: RefSeq, a predicted model, not a curated record
UCCGCAAUACAGAAAAUAUUUCGGAGACAGGAACGAUGUUUCUCCGCGAUUGCGCUAAACUGUAUGCAGGGCCUUUCGUCAUACGAAGCCGUCAAGGUCCCACAGGCAGGAACAUGAGCAUUCCAACAUCUUAGGCACCUUAACCAGAAAACUUCUACCUUAUACUUCCGACUACGUCGUCAACAGCUAUAAAAACUGACAGUCUCCGCGAACAGCCAACAGCAUAUGUGGCACAACUGAUCGAUUUAAAACCGCAUACGCCUCGCGCCAGAGCGAAACUUACAAUGACCGAUAGGACAAGUGGAACACCAAAGCCCAGCAGCAGCGUAAAGCUGGUUCUCCUGGGCGAAGCUGCAGUUGGGAAGUCGUCCCUCGUCCUCCGGUUCGUAAACAAUGACUUCCAAGAAAACAAGGAGCCAACCAUCGGCGCCGCUUUCUUAACUCAAAAAUGCAACCUCCCUAGCCGUACUAUCAAAUUCGAGAUCUGGGAUACGGCAGGACAAGAACGAUUCGCCUCCCUCGCACCGAUGUACUACCGCAACGCACAAUCCGCGCUCGUCGUCUAUGAUCUCACCAAGCCAACUUCCCUCAUCAAAGCCAAGCACUGGGUGGCAGAGCUCCAACGGCAGGCGUCGCCGGGGAUUGUCAUCGCCCUCGUUGGCAACAAGCUGGACUUAACAAACGAAGCUGGCGAGGAGAGCCGCAACGACGACGGCGAGGAGGAGGACGACAACGAAGGCGAUUCGAGGAAGAUAAGCACAGCAGAGGCUAGGAGUUAUGCUGAUGAGGAGGGCCUGCUCUUCUUUGAGACUAGUGCGAAGUUGGGCACGAAUGUCACGGAGGUUUUCACGGCUAUUGCAAACGCGAUUCCGGAGACGAGCUUGAAGGGUGCUAGAGGGCCGGGUGCAUCGGCGGCUGCGGCACGGACGGAGGAGUCGAGGGUGAAUUUGGCAGGACCGAGGGAUGGAGCGACGAAAGAUGCUUGUGCGUGUUGAUCAGUCUUUUAUGGUUUGCGUACUUGUUGCGAUGUCAAGAUAGGGCACAGUUUGUUCCUCGAUGGACGCAAUGCUACGGUAAUGUGGGGUGGAUCUCAACAGCGCCGAUGUUUGAAGGACGGGUUGGUGGACAAGACCAUUGUUCAUAUACAUAUGUUUUCAGCGAA